ACGGGAUGCGAGCGGGGCCGGUGAGCGCGGUGCUGAGCCGGGCGGAGAUCCACGCGUGGCGAUGGCAUCGAGGUGCUCGCAGCUCCCCCUCCCUUUGUCGCCGCGCUGUUUGCCUUGGCUCCGCACUGCGAGUUAUAAAUAAAAACUGCUCACCCAGAGCGCGUGAGUCACCGUCCUCCCCGCAGGGAUAACUGCGUGGAAACACGAGCCGGGCGUGUGAGAAGCGAGCGCAUGGCUUGGUUAACCUCAUCCGAUUGGCUUUGGGACGAGCACUGGCCCCGUGUGGGGCAGGGUGGGCUGCGGGGUGCCCACUCCCUGGAGGUGCCCAGUGCCAUGAAUGGGCCCCAUGCUCCUGAUCUGGUCUGGGGCAGCCAACCUGGGGCAGGCGUUGGGGCUGGGGGGCUUUAAGGUCCCUUCCAACACAGGCCAUUCUAUGACUCCAUGAUUCUAUGAACAUCCCUGUCCUGCUCCACAGCCCGUGUCUCCCUUAGGCUGACGUGGCUCGGAGCAGCCAUACCUCAGUGUCACCUCCUGUCAUGCUCUAGGUUGAAGGGUGAGGAAUCCUGGCCACACUUUGCCCCCUGCACAGCCAGCCCUCAGCUGCCCUCUUUUGUGUGUCUGACCUUGCCCACGGCAUCCCUUGCUGGUGACUCCAACACAGUGCUUGUGGUGCCUAGGUACUGCAUCCUCCUGCUUUGCUAGCAUCCCCAUGAGUUGGGGAGAGGGAUGUUCUGUGCCCCCCAUUUUACCUUGGGGGUCGGGAGCGGGAAGAGGUAGUGGAUGGGUGACAGCUGGCUGGGGGAUUUACUGAGGGCAUUACUUAAUGCUGUGAGUAAAUGGAGAAACAGUAGCUAAUUCGGGAGCCCAUAAUCCUCUUCCUCCCCCAGGGAUGGAGUGUGCCAGUCACGCAGAUGCCAGUGCCCCAGGGAUGAGCCCCCAGCCUCUCCCCGGGUGUGCUGUGAGCUGCAGCUAUUCCCAGACCGUGGGUGAUGUGCAAGAGGUGGGGGGGAGGGUCUGGCUACAUCCCUCCUGCCCUGAGCAGCUGCACUGGCACCAGUGCCCGGCUGGCAGAGCAGCACCAGGGCUUGUCCCCUAGCCUGCCAGGAGCUGCCUGGGCUCCCAACGAGGGGGACAGACUGGGCGGAUCUUCGGUGGGGCCACCCUGAACCUGUGCACCUUGGAACAAAGUCCCAGACUUUGCUCAGGCCACAGACACAGGGCACCCAUGGACAGCAGGGCACCCAGCUCCCCACUGCAAAAUGAGGGUGCUCUGCAGCAACCCAGCACCCUGCAGGACUCUCCCAGCUCUCCACAUCCUCGGGGGCUGCUCUCUGUCAUCCAGAGGCUGAGAGGUUCCCCAGGGCAGGAGCUCCGCAUCGUGCUGCUGGGGCUGGACAAUGCAGGCAAGACCACGCUGCUGAAGCGCCUGGCAUCUGAGGAGGUCAGCACCAUCACUCCCACCCAGGGGUUCAACAUCAAGAGCGUCCACUCGCAUGGCUUCAAGCUGAACAUCUGGGACAUCGGCGGGCAGCGUGCCGUCCGACCUUACUGGAGGAAGUACCUGGGCAGCACUGACCUGCUGAUUUAUGUCAUCGACAGUGCAGACCAGAAGCGCUUUGAGGAGACAGGGCAGGAACUGGCGGAACUCACUGAGGAGGAAUCUCUGAUGGGGGUCCCACUGCUGGUAUUUGCCAACAAGCAGGACCUGGUGACAGCAGCACCUGCAGCUGAGAUCGCAGAAGGGCUGAGCCUCCACAGCUACCGGGACCGAGAGUGGCAGAUCCAGGCCUGCUCAGCCCUGUCUGGAGAAGGUGUGCAGGUAUGGAGUGAGCGGCUGCCAGCGCUGUGGGUGUGUAGCAGCAGGCUGUGCUCAUACCUCUCUUCCCCUCAGGAUGGAAUGAACUGGAUUUCCAAGCACAUCAUGAGCAGGAAGAAGUGAGAGCUGCAGAGUGAC
Molecule: messenger RNA, 1954 nt
Organism: Meleagris gallopavo (turkey)
Lineage: Eukaryota; Metazoa; Chordata; Aves; Galliformes; Phasianidae
Product: ADP-ribosylation factor-like protein 3
Molecular function (GO): GTP binding; GTPase activity
Source: RefSeq, a predicted model, not a curated record